Cutaneotrichosporon cavernicola is the source of this 1497-nucleotide messenger RNA. RefSeq lists its product as uncharacterized. Gene Ontology annotation, molecular function: RNA polymerase II cis-regulatory region sequence-specific DNA binding; DNA-binding transcription factor activity, RNA polymerase II-specific. The record is from RefSeq and is a predicted model, not a curated record. Lineage: Eukaryota; Fungi; Basidiomycota; Tremellomycetes; Trichosporonales; Trichosporonaceae. Bases 1 to 1497 code for a protein of 498 amino acids. The transcript has 4 exons. Gene Ontology annotation, biological process: regulation of transcription by RNA polymerase II. Gene Ontology annotation, cellular component: chromatin.
AUGUAUCCCUCCAUCUACGCGGACGGCUCACCGCCGCGCGCCUCUCCCGAAGCCAUCACAGCGCAACUACCAGCGCCCGUCAGCGCCCCGUCGUCAUCCCCAGGUUCCGGGACGCCCAUGGAUCGCGACCCCAGCAAUCCAAGCGGCACCCCGCAGCUCGGUCAGCGUACCCCGGACGGCGUCGAUGGGCACGCCGACGGUAUUCCCAAUGGUGGAGCUAUGCCCAGUCACCCGACUUCAGCCACUGAGACCAACCACUCGCCUCUCCCCGCACUCAACAAUGGCUUGUACUUUCCUCCCAUUUGGCCACAGAGUGAACUGUGGGACCGCCAGAACGUGCCCUGGCUCGGGCGUGGACAGCAGUCCCAGUCAAGCCAGCAGUCUCAGCCUCAGCCCCAGAGUCCGAGCCAGAGUCAAAGCCAGUCUCAGUCUCAGUCUCAGUCUCAGCCACCGUCUGGAUCUGGGGCUCUGGACCGCUGGCGCGCCGGUUAUUAUCGGUAUGAGCGCCGCGAUGACAAGUUUCCCAGUAUCGGUAGGGCAACUGGAACGCGUGAGCGUGAUGGACCCGACGGACUGGACCACUACGAUCGCGACGGGUACUAUGACAGGAGCGACCCCUUCAACAAGGCAAGUACGGCGGGCUCGAGCUCGGCUCCCCCUCCUCCUCCGUUAGGUGUCAAUGUCGGCUACGUGCACCCGCAAGACCGGCCACUUCCACCUCGUCUCUCGCUCUUCAGCCCUCCGUACUACCCGCAGCAUCAGGUGUAUGGUCAUGCUGGCCCACCACAGUCUGAAGACCGGCCGUCCAACCCUCCGUCACAGUCAGCCUUUGGCCUUUCAAACAUACACGACAGCUAUAUCCCUUCGCUCAACCACUCGCUGCCGUCUCCCAACUAUCUCUCGGCUCCCAACCACCUAAACCACAUGCCGAUGAACCACAUGAACCACCUCGACAACCUCAGCAUGUCCAACCACCUUCCCCCGCCUCAGAACAUGCUCCCCCUCCCAAACAAUAUGAAUCACAUGGGUAUGCACAUGCAGCCUCCCGUCUUCCCUUUUUCCGCCCCCGACUGGCCCGGCGCGCCGAUGGAAAACAGCCCCAACCACAAUUCGAACCACGACCUAAUCCGCCCCCGCGAAUACCUGGGCAGCCCGUCGUCCUCGGAAGCCGACGGCCAGGGCGCCCAAGGCGGGCCUAGCGCAUCUACCAACGCCGGUCCCAGCGCGGUCCGUCGCGGUGGUCGCUCGGGUUCCGCUCCUCCUGCGCGCCGAUUCCCUUGCCCCGACUGCUCCGAAGCCUUUACGCGCCGUAACGACCUCAACCGCCACAGACGGAAGCACACCGGGGAGAAGCCGUUCCAAUGCCCCGUCUGUGGGACGGCCUAUGCACGCAAGGACAAGCUGCUCAUGCACAUCCAGCGCGCUGAGCUUUGCCGUUCGCGUCUGCCUCCGCGGCCGCCUGGCCGCGACCGCGGCAGGGGCGCUAGCGCCAACUAA